CUAACUUAAUGAGUUAGUUACAUUCGUUAGGCUCAUUUCCCUCAGUUCGGAAUGACAGCCAAAUGCUGCGCACGAAUCUCAAGACAAUACCCCAUUUUAUGAUUGAGCAACAUUGAAUCCACGUACCAGCUCGGGCAUCACGCUGUUUGAUCUGUUUCAGUUCGAACAUGAGAAUUAUCAUAAAGCUUCCCUCCGUGUGUCAAGUAAACAGCUGCCCUCAUGUCCAUACGGUCACAAUCAAUCGACAUCUUCGAGACUUCUCAUCCAGUGCUCUCACUCAUCUUUCAACCAGACGAUCCAACACGCACAGAUAUUAUCGAUGGAAAUACUGGUCAGCUGUACUACAGCGUGGACACUAUCAAACAGCGAAAACAUCAGUUAACCCUGGUACGAAGAGCGGCUAGUCCUCUUGACAGUCCGUCGACCAUUGGAGAGGAGACCAUUAUUGCUUCAUUCGAAUGGCAUAGGUACAAGUCAGAUAUGAUAUCGUUUGGAGACAACAUGCCAACUCCCGCGACAAGCUGGUUGAAGAGAAGCAUGAAUCCCUUCAAUACGACUGUGUCCUUCAAGGACCAAACCUGGAAAGCGUAUCAAUGGAAGGGAAACUCACCUGGUCUAUCCUUGAAAUUAUACUCCAGUAACAACGCAUCACCUGUCGCCGAGUUUCACAGACAACACCCCCCCAGCAGCUCUCUACCCCAAGGUUCACCGGCGUCUUUAAUGAUACAUGAUCGCGACAUUGGUUCAGCGAGGCUUGAUCACAUCGUGGCUUCUUUCUUGUACCUUGAGAAAAUACGCAGAGAGAAGGAGGAAGGAGGACUGCACCACAACGUACAACCUCAGGACAAUGGGGGCAGUAUGACGUUGAACUUAUUAGGAAGGGCUUCAGCACAACGCGAGUAAAAGAUUAGCG
Messenger RNA from Guyanagaster necrorhizus, 913 nucleotides. RefSeq lists its product as uncharacterized. Lineage: Eukaryota; Fungi; Basidiomycota; Agaricomycetes; Agaricales; Physalacriaceae. The record is from RefSeq and is a predicted model, not a curated record. The transcript is spliced from 3 exons. The coding region runs from base 220 to 903 and encodes 227 amino acids.